AUGUUGCUGUUGCAGGCGGCUGUCCCGAACCCCCAUAGGCACACAGACAGAACUAUUGCCAAGGUUGACCGAAAGGCCGGACAACUAAGAAUGAUGGGUUUAACAAUACACGAUCAAGAGCUGUUGGCAAGCCGGUUAGACUUCGUUUGGGGAGAGCCUAAAUCCGAUAGUACUGGGGCAUCGCAAACUGCAUGGCGGAAAUCUCGAGCUCGUCGUGCAUACACAAAGAUUCAGGAAGCUAGCGAUCAUCUUUUCCUUUCUAUUGUAUUGGCAAUCCCGCCAACGGAAUGCGCCCAAAAAGCCUUCGACCGUGUUGUAGAGCACUUCCUUCGUCUUGACAACUAUGAACAAUACAGAAUGGGUUUAGACGCGCGCGCCAAACGGUUCUUUGAGUCUACUGCCGCAGCGAAAGGUUUUGCUAGCAGCCGACAUUACCUUUGCUUUAUGCAAGCCUUGUUUCCUGAAAGAGAAGAGCGACGUGAGUAUAAUAUAUUCAUUUACUAA
Molecule: messenger RNA, 504 nt
Organism: Microsporum canis CBS 113480
Lineage: Eukaryota; Fungi; Ascomycota; Eurotiomycetes; Onygenales; Arthrodermataceae
Exons: 3
Coding region: 1-504 (167 amino acids)
Source: RefSeq, a predicted model, not a curated record